Bipolaris zeicola 26-R-13 is the source of this 180-nucleotide messenger RNA. RefSeq lists its product as uncharacterized. The annotation marks the transcript as partial. The record is from RefSeq and is a predicted model, not a curated record. Lineage: Eukaryota; Fungi; Ascomycota; Dothideomycetes; Pleosporales; Pleosporaceae. The transcript has a single exon.
UGGACACUGUCAUCUUUUUUAUUUGGGUUCGCAUUACCGACUUUAACGGAUUCACGUCUACUGGACGCGCCUCUGAACACCCUCCUCCCUUCUUCUUCUACUACUACCCACUGGUAUCGACCGCUUUUCUUCUUUCUUCUUCUCUUCUCUCUCACACAUCCUUCUUCAACCUUUUGCUAA